UAGAGGUCUGAAUUGGAGAUGGAGCAGCCAGGACUUGAACCAGCAUUUUUGGAAGCAGCCCAACCCACUGCAACAUAGAGCUGGCCCCAGAACGUGUACUCUUGUGCUGGGAUAUGAAGUAGCCCAUUCCAUGUCUUUGGAUUCUGGAUAUUAAAAAACUCAUGUAUUUUAAAAAAACUUGGGCUGAAAUAGCCAAGGCUGUGUGCAUGACUGGUGAAGGGUGAGGAGAUUAUCAACUGAAGUGUUGGCUUCUUGAACUGAGAUGGCCUAGUCUAGAGUCUUGGGAUCUUGCUAAUGAAAGAUCUUCAAAGUCCUUCCUUUGCUGUGUAGAGGGAGUCUGCUUACCACACUUCCUCCCUCUGGACAAUAGGAACAAGGAAGUUCCCAAACUCUGACUUUUUUCACAUAACCCAGGAAUUGGGCAGUGAGUGUACAGGCUGUGUCCUGGGCUGAGAGAGCCUGGCCACAGCCGUAAGCAGAUGAAGGUAAUACAGGGGUGCAGCCCUGGUCCAUUUCCUUCAUCCCAGUAGAUGCAGGUGGGCCAAGGCCUCCCCAGGAAUGAUGAGAAAUAAAGUCCUGGGAAUGAGCCCACAGGCACCAAGAAGGCCCAUUUCUACCGGCAGGUUUUCAAUGCCCCCAAGCCAAAGUGGACCCAGCUCUCCGGGAGGAAGCUACAGAACUGGGGUGGGCUCCCCCACCCCCGGGGGAUGGUCCCUGAGCGGCUGCCCCCAUGGCUCCAGCGCUACGUGGAUAAGGUGUCAGACCUCAGCCUUUUUGGGGGUCUCCCGGCGAACCAUGUCCUCGUGAACCAGUAUCUGCCUGGGGAGGGCAUUAUGCCCCAUGAGGAUGGACCACUCUACUACCCGACCGUCAGCACCAUCAGUCUGGGCUCCCACACCGUGCUGGAAUUCUAUGAGCCACGGCACCCGGAGGAUGAUGCCCCUACAGAACAGCCCCGGCCCCUACCCAGGCCCAUUGCUUCACUGCUGUUGGAACCACGCAGCCUGCUGGUGCUCCGUGGCAGAGCUUACACACGUCUCCUCCACGGCAUUGCGGCCACCCGCGUGGAUGUGCUUGAGGCCACCUCGCUGCCAUGUAAUGCUGCCGCCUGCCCGUCAGCACUGCCUGGAGCCCGCCUGGACCGUAGCACCCGUGUCUCAUUGACCAUCCGUCGUGUCCCCCGCGUGCUGCGUACCAGCCUCCUGCUCAGCAAGUGACUGUCACACUCCAGGACCUACUGAGAUUCAUGGGUUCUGUUCCCUGUGGUCUGGCUGUACCCCUGGGACCUUGGAAGUCUGGGACAGAGGUGGAUCCCUACUGGGUUAUUUUUUCAAUAACUUUUGGGGGAGCUACAGAAGAUUUCAUUCCCAAUAAACCAAGCGUACCUUU
This is a messenger RNA of Ochotona curzoniae (black-lipped pika), 1389 nucleotides long. RefSeq names its product alkB homolog 6 (gene ALKBH6). The coding region runs from base 708 to 1217 and encodes 169 amino acids. NCBI's taxonomy places the organism in Eukaryota, Metazoa, Chordata, Mammalia, Lagomorpha, Ochotonidae. The record is from RefSeq and is a predicted model, not a curated record. The transcript is spliced from 6 exons.